This is a messenger RNA of Brassicogethes aeneus, 3354 nucleotides long. Lineage: Eukaryota; Metazoa; Arthropoda; Insecta; Coleoptera; Nitidulidae. The record is from the annotation of a GenBank genome assembly.
UGGCAAGCAAAAAUAACCUCACUUUUAAUUGUCACAAACUUUUUUGAAAUACUCUGGUGCGAAAAUUGUUUAAAUCGUUAUAAAAAUGGCUGAAGAUAAUGAAAUAGAUCAAUUAUUAGAAAAAACCAACCUGGAGUAUAUGUUGGAGUUCGAAACACAAAUAUUUCUGGACGUUAUACAUAAAGAUGGUUUGGUUAUUUGUGCAAAGGGUCUUAACUUGGAUUUAGUGAUAUUAAAUGUAUUAAAAGUGUAUUGCGAUCCAGGUAAUCUUGUUAUAGUAAUGAAUGCGAAUGAAAAUGAGGAAAAAUAUUUCGUUGAAAAAUUAAACAAUGAAAAUGUAUAUGUUACCACAUAUGAUUCACACACAACAGAAAGGGAAGAUAAUUACCUAUCAGGUGGUGUACAUUUUGUAACCACAAGAAUUUUGGUAUUGGAUAUGUUGAAAAAACGCAUACCAAUUGAAAAAGUUACAGGAAUUAUUGUUUUGAGGGCUCACAAGUUGCUGGAAAGUUGUCAGGAGGCUUUUGUGUUGAGAUUAUAUAGGCAAAACAAUAAAACUGGUUUUAUUAAAGCUUUUUCAAAUAGUGCACAAAGUUUCACAGUUGGGUUUGGACAUGUAGAAAGAAUUAUGAGGACUGUAUUUGUUAAAGAGUUGUAUAUUUGGCCCAGGUUUCAUUCCUUGGUAAUAGAAAGUUUAAAAAAGCAUCAGCCUAAAGUUUCAGAGUUCCACAUACCAAUUACAGAUAAAAUGCGAAAAAUACAGACGUUUUUACUGGAGUUGAUGAAUUUAACUGUAAAAGAGUUGAAGAAAAAUAAUAAAUCUGUUGAGUUGCAAGAAAUAUCAGUCGAAAAUUGUUUAACAAAGAAGUUUCACAAAAUAUUCCAAUUACAGAUGGAUGCUGUUUGGCAUCAACUCAGCAGCAAAAGUCAGCAACUAAUAGCUGAUUUAAAAACAUUAAGGCACUUAAUGAUUACUCUUUUCUAUGCUGAUUCAGUAUCAUUUUACUCACUAUUAUCUGGUUAUCGUACAAUGGAAUAUGCUAAAACUUCCACAUGGGUUUGGUUGGAACCUGCAGAAAUGCUUUUUUCCUUUGUAAACUCUUUAUUAUUUUGCGGCGAUAAAGAAUUUAAUGCCGAAAUAUGCCCCAAGUGGAAGUGUUUGCUAGACUUGGUGAAAACAGAAAUACCAAAUGAUAUCAAAAAAUCCAAAAGCAAGGAACACAAAAUACUAAUUUUGUGCUCAGAUAGCAGAACCUGUCACCAACUGAAAGAAAUUUUGGUUAAUGGACCGCACAAGUAUCUAUUCAGAAGAGCUCUGAUAAAAAAAGUUAAUUUUAAAAGCGUUAAUAAAAAAUAUGAAUCCUAUGAUAUGCCCAGGAUUGAGGAAGAACCAUCCACAUCUAAAAAGGCCAAGUUGGAUGAAACAACUGAUAAAAAAGAGGAUGAAGAAGAUGAUUUACAGAACAGUUAUUUAUUAACAAUGACCCAGACUUUUGUGGAAUCCAAUGAUGAGUCUUUAAAUGAUUCCGAGGUCCAAUUUGAGCCUUUUUCACAGAUGGAAAACAUGAACCUAACCCAAAUAUGCGAGUCAGUGGCGCAAACGCAACCCACAAUACUCAUACAGACUUUUAAAGGGGGCGAUAAUUAUAUUAGUUUGCAAAAAACACUGCAAGAUCUGAAACCUAAUUUUGUUAUUAUGUAUAAUACCAAUAUUACCGCCGUAAGGGAGUUGGAGAUGUAUGAAGCUCAUAGACAACAGGAUAUUCCCUUACAAGUUUUCUUUUUGCUUCAUAAUGAAACUGUAGAAGAGCAAAGCUACCUCACAUCGCUACGACGAGAAAAAGAAGCUUUCGAACAUUUAAUUGAAACAAAAUCGGUAAUAUUUUACCUUAAGUUGUCAAAAAACCUACCAACUUCUUUUUUAGAAAAUGGUCCGUUCCCGAGGAUCAAGAUGGCAAAUCGGGACAUCUGCGAGUUAUUGCAGAGAGAGUUGAAAUCGCCCACGAAAAACACCAGGCAAGGGGGCCAGGAGUCAGCACCGAAAAAACAAAUUGUUAUCGUGGAUAUGCGGGAGUUUAGAAGCGAAUUGCCCGCCUUAAUUCAUAAGAGAGGCAUCGAUAUCGAACCUUUAACCAUUACUGUUGGGGAUUAUAUUAUAACUUCAGAAAUUUGCGUGGAAAGAAAAAGCUUGUCGGAUUUAAUACAAUCCUUAAAUUCUGGUAGAUUGUAUCAGCAAUGUGUUCAAAUGUUUAGGUAUUAUACAAAACCAAUGUUGCUGAUUGAGUUUGAUCACAAUAAACCAUUUUCUUGGCAGAAUCAUUAUAUGUUGUCUGCAGAUUCCAUAGGAAACUUUCAAAUACAGCAAAAAUUAAUACUUUUGACAAUGCAUUUUCCAAAGUUAAAAAUUAUUUGGAGCCCCAGUCCUUAUGCAUCAGCACAGUUAUUUGAAGAAUUAAAGCAAGGUAGAGAAGAGCCAGAUAUUCCCUAUGCUUCCUCUAUAGGGGGUGAAGCAGAUAUGGAAACAAUAGAAACAAAAUAUAACUCUGGAAUUUACGAUUUUGUACAAAAAAUGCCCGGGGUUACUUCCAAAAAUAUCGAUAUUUUGCUAAGGAAAGUCAAAAGUAUGGAGGAAUUAAUUACAAAAACGCAGGAAGAAUUAAAGGAAAUAUUAGGAAACGACGUGGACGCCAAGUCGUUAUACUCAAUAUUACACGAAGAACAUGCCCCUAAAGAAGAAAUAGACACAAAAAAAUUAAAAGGAAAGGGCAGGCCCAAAUUUCAAAAAUUCGGAAAAAAACCAUCCAAAUAAUUAAAAUAAUAAAAAGUUUUACUUAAUUUAUUGUAAAUAAACUUAUAAAAAAAAACAACACAAAAAAUACUUUUAAUAUCACAUAUAACUUGCAUGAUAUAAACCUUAUCAAACUCAUUUAAAUACCAUAUAAUCAGCAAAAUAUGUGCAAAAAUAAAAAUUAAUUUUUUGUACAUAAAAUUAGGAAUGAUAAAAAUAUUAAAAUAAGUAUUCAAGGCAAGGAAUGCAAGUUGUUUUCCGUGUAUAAUUUGUCUAUUCUGUUAAAAAUUUGAGUUGUUGCUUCAAGAGUAGAUGGUAGUAAUUCGAGGGUUUUAUUUAUUUCUUCUUCUGAGCCACAAACCUAAAUUAAAUAUUUUAAAUAAUAAAGUAUUGUAAAGUAUUUUUAUUGCUUACCCUAUUGAGUAAUUCUCCCCUUUUUGGCAGUGUAUAAAUAGCCAAUUUAGCACCGUUUCUUAUCAAAAAAGUAUGAUGAUUCGCUAAAGUUUCUAAAUAAGACUCCUUACAAACAUAACAAGUAUCAUCUUCAUUGUUUAAAUCGCUUAACU